AUGCCCCCGGCAGCCUCCGACGACUUCUUCCGUCAGCAGAACCGGGCCUCAGGCGAUCAAAGCCCCUACCCGCAGGACUUCAUUCAGCCAAGUCAAGAGAAUAAUGAUAGCGGAGGAAAAACGAAGAAAAAAGGUAAAAAGGGAAAGGAUAAAGCCGCCAAAGCGCUGUCAAAGUCACCGCCCGAAGACCUCAGGCUAGCAGCUUCUCCCCCCCUGCAGGCUGAAUCUUCUCCAUAUUCGGGUCAUCCUCUGGUUCCUACCAGCAAUCAGAUCCUAUCGCCUGUGUUGAACGCACUCGAGUCUCUAACGGAUACCACAGACCAUGACCUUGCCAUCCGUACAGAUACUUGGGCCAAAUCAAUUCCCUUCGGGAAGAGUCCCCCGAAUGAUAUCGUUCCCGGAGAACUCCCUGGCGGAUCUCCUCUCAGCUUUCCCACCCCCUCAGACAAAGGCGGCUUUAGUCAACCAUCCUCCAGCUCUCCUCCUCCACGAAGGAGACCUUUGAGCUACGGGAAUGGAUAUCUGAGCAGCAAUCUUGCCAGUGGGCAAUCCGCAGACAGACAGAAGACUCACUCUUUAAGCGCUCCGUACGACAACCAGAUACCCCUACCUCAUUUGCCGCAACCUCAUUUCUAUGGAGCACCAGAUAUCGACAUUCCUCUCUUUCCAGGCUCAAACCGAGCACCGGGAGAAGAAAGCUACUCAUUCUGUGGUUUCGAUACCAUCUCCGGCCCGUUGUUCAAGUCCUCCAGGAUGGGGGCCACCGUCUUGCUUGUGGGCAGCGAUGGGGUUCUGGAAGUCCUCGCCAUCGAAGACCGGAAGUCUCGCCUUGUGGGAGAGCUUAGCGGCCUCAAAGGCCGAGUGAUAGAUGCAAAGAUAGUAAAUUGUAUCUCAGCGGAUGACCCUUAUACAGGAUCUCGACCACACAUCGCCGUCAUAAUUCACGGACCAUGCGCACCUAGUGAAGAAGAGGGGCGUACGUCUUCUACAGCAUCAGAAACGAAUGAAGUUCCUCCCAGCCACGCUGGAAGGCGGUCGUCAAUUGGAAGGCGGCCAAAUGAGGCGAAAUUGUUCCAAACGAGGACGGAGGUAUACUCACUCAGAAGCGGAGAACAGGUUGCAACUCUCUUCGCUACGAGACCGGCACCGUGUUUCGAAAAUAUCCCCGGAUUGCCUGCUGUGGCCCCAUCUCCGUCUGGCAAUCUGAAAUUGUAUGUCAGCGGAAGUCAUAUUGUGUUGGCCUCCGGGAUCAGCGGCGAGGUUUUCAUAUAUGGAUUGAACCAUUUCUCGCCAUCCUGCGGGUAUCAGUGCAUGGGUAAAACCUGGACGAGCAUACAAACUAGAGAAGCUCGGCGAUACUCAACGUCUUCGAGCUCAACCGAUCCGGAUGCUUCUCGAAAUGAUUCUCCAAAUGGAUCAGCCAAUUCAGAUACUCCAAUCCUUGCACUCAAGGGCAGAUGGCUAGCGAUAGUCCCACCGUCUUCGACUUAUAGACCCUCAAUACGUGGGACUGUACCGGCUUCCUUGAUCCAAGGCAAGGUCUUUGGGCUUGAGACGCGUAGCCCUCCGGGUAAGCCGGCAGUGACCUCUGCUACAGAUGUUGGUGAAGGCGAAAGCCUUUUCGACAAAGUUGCCCGCGGAGUCACGCAAGAACUUGUCCGAGGUGCACGCUGGAUGGGGGACCAAGGACUCCAAGCAUGGAACAACUAUUGGAACAAAGACCAGGCUCAGAAUAUGUCUAAUCGCCGGUCACCGAACCUGAUGGACCUCCCACCGCAGGGAUACGGUAUCUUUCCCCCGACUCAUGCCCAGGAAACUCAACUCACAUCUCCUUCCGAGCCCGAUAUUGUCUCGGUACUGGAUCUGAGAAAGCUGGAAGACGGGAGUGAGACCAAGAGUGUCAUGCUUAACCCACUUGCCACCUUCCAGGUCCCCAAUGGGUGUAGCUUCCUGUCAUUCUCUCCAAAUGGUCUAGUGCUGCUCACCGCGAGCAAGAAGGGUGAUGUGCAGUACGUCUGGGACUUGAUGCAAGCUCGGUACUGUCGAGCAGGAUCUUUUCUAGCAGAGAAUUCCACAGUGCCUUCUGCGAACGUGCGACAGAUUGCGCGUUUCGCGCGCCUUACCACGUCGUUUAUUGUUGAUGUAAUCUGGUUUCCUCCAUCCGGUGACCGCCUGGCAGUGGUCACACGCAAAGGCACUGUACACGUCUUCGAUCUUCCCCGCAGUGCUUUCCAAUGGCCACCGUUCCGUCGAGCUCAUCCUCCGCCUAGCAAGGCCCAAUCUAGCGCUUCGCCAGUGGGUGAAACCACGGACAAAGCGGGCGCCACGAAUCCUCUCUCUGCGGCAUUCAAGCUUGUGGGGGGUAAGACCCAGCCUAUUCUGGCUGCUGUCAGAGGCCGUGCUCCGUCGGCCACUUCUGCGUUUCCAGCUGUUAGCGCAUUUGCAAUUCCGUCUGCGGCUGGCGUUCGAGGUGGUAAGGUUGUCGCUGCUGGUCUCAGUAAGUCGAUGGGUGCAGCAACUGGGACAGUCAAUACUCUUCGCCAUGCAGGUGAGAAUCGGCUGCAUCUCUCUGGCCUUGCGCGUGACCCUGCCGCAUCUCGAGUUGUGUGGAUCUCGAAUAAAGGGCAGCCUUUCUUGGGACUGGUGGACAACGGGUUCUUCCGGCUGUAUCGGAUUAAGAGAUCGUUAUCUGCUCACAAGGGCCGUCAAUGGCAGUCGGUUGUUGGAAGCAAAGAAAUUGAAUAUAAAUUACCCGCGAAUUUGCAGACUUCGUGUGGCCCUUUGCCGGUUGGGGCCUUUAGCCAGGAAUCUAAUGUUUCUGCCGUCUUGACUCUGCCCUCGUCAAACCUGAGACCUUCCACAACGUCGAAGGUUGCCAACCAGCCGCUGUCUCAAGCCGAAAUUGAGACGAACGCACCAUAUCAGCCUUUCCAUACCGAUCAUCGAGUCAAUCUUUUCGUUCACUCGAACGAGAACGAGCUGAAUGACCCGUUGUCAAGCUCAAGUGGACAGUGGAUCUUUGGAGACAGCUUUUCACUGUCGAAGCUUCAUGUGCGACCAUUCAGCGCCGGUGGCGGCGAGGAUGAUAGCGAUGUGGUACAUGAGCAACACGACAGCUUCGGCGACGAGAUGGAGAAUCUCAUCAGUCUGGGCAACAGCACAGGGAACGUUGGCGAGGUUCUUAUUACCACUCGCAGGAAGAAAAAGCAUUCUUCAGCGUUCUCCGCGGCUCCUGAUGGCUUUUUUGAAGACGAUUGCGAGGUGUUGGACUUUGCCAGAGACAGAGUCUGA
Aspergillus clavatus NRRL 1 is the source of this 3291-nucleotide messenger RNA. RefSeq lists its product as uncharacterized. NCBI's taxonomy places the organism in Eukaryota, Fungi, Ascomycota, Eurotiomycetes, Eurotiales, Aspergillaceae. The transcript has 2 exons. The record is from RefSeq and is a predicted model, not a curated record. Gene Ontology annotation, molecular function: protein binding. The coding region runs from base 1 to 3291 and encodes 1096 amino acids. Gene Ontology annotation, biological process: response to starvation; autophagy. Gene Ontology annotation, cellular component: cytoplasm.